Gryllus bimaculatus (two-spotted cricket) is the source of this 2841-nucleotide messenger RNA. The record is from the annotation of a GenBank genome assembly. NCBI's taxonomy places the organism in Eukaryota, Metazoa, Arthropoda, Insecta, Orthoptera, Gryllidae.
AUGAAACCAAAGGGCAUGAGGUCACCUCCUGGGCGUCGUCCACCCAUUGGAGCCAAAGCCCGAGAGUGUGGGCCUGUCAGUGCAGGAGGCCCCAUACUGUCCAUGAACCCAAAAGGAUCAGCAAACAUCGAGUUCAUCAUGUUGUUCAUCUGGCGCAUUAGGUUUUUUGAAAUGGGAAACGGAGAAGCAAAUAAUGUGCGAGGAUCAUCAGAUGCGAGCAAGCCACCGUUAAUGAAAUUGUCUUCAUAUGUGUUAGCUUUACGACCUUGGUCACUGAGUGCUUCUCUUAUGCCAACACUUCUUGGGUGUGCAAUUGCCUACAAGUAUGGUCAUAGUGACUUUAAUUGGCUUACUGUUAUUCUUACAUCAUUUACGGUUGUAUCAGUGCAUGGGGCAGGAAAUUUGGUCAAUACGUAUUUUGACUAUACAAAAGGUAUUGAUGGAAGGUUGAGUGAAGACCGUACGUUGGUUGAUCAUAUUCUCUCUAAAGAUGAAGUUGUCACCCUUGGUGCAAUGUUGUAUGCAGCUGGGUGUGUGGGAUUUAUUCUUCUUGUUGCCAUAUCUCCAGCUAAAAUGGAACAUUUAGCUCUGGUGUACUUCGGAGGUCUGUCUAGUUCAUUCUUGUAUACCGGAGGUAUAGGCUUAAAAUAUAUUGCGUUAGGUGAUGUGUUGAUUCUUAUUAUAUUUGGACCAAUUUCUGUUUUGUUUGCUUUCAUGGCACAAACUGGUUAUGUUGAAUGGGCAACUAUUUAUUAUGCAAUUCCUCUUGCUCUCAAUACUGAGGCUAUUCUCCACAGCAACAAUACAAGAGAUCUUGAAGUUGAUCGACAAAAAGGAAUUGUGACAUUAGCUAUUCUUGUUGGUCACACAGCCUCACGUGUUCUUUAUGCUUUCCUGUUAUUUACUCCAUACAUUUUGUUUGUGGUGUUCGGUCUCAGACAUUCUGUUUGGUUUCUCUUACCACUCAUAACACUGCCAGAAGCUUUUCGUAUUGAAAAACGUUUUCGAUGCCCACAGACCAUUCAAAAAGUGCCACGCCAGACUGCAAAACUGAAUCUUUUCUUCGGAUUUCUCUAUGUUUUGGCUUGCAGCUUGACAAACGUUCACCAACUACCAUUUCUGCCCUAAUUGGCUGCCAGAGAAGAAUACCUGAACCGUUUUUCAAAGCCUUGUAAAACAAGAUGAAGAAAGCAAAAUAGCUCAAACACUAGUAUUUUUCAGUGCUUUGUGACGAUACUAUAUGGCAGCAAAGAAGAAGAAGAAGAAGAGGAGGAGGAGGAGGCUGCCGGGCAGCCUGACAUUAGCAUAAUACUCACAUGUAACAAUGUGUUUUGACAAUAAUUAAUAUAAAUUGUACAGAUCUUAAUGCUUUCCAACUGCUUUAGUGCUCCCCAUUCCUGAUUUCUGAAUCCAAAUGCUAAGAUAACCUGUCGAGUAUUGUGAUAUUGGAGUUUAGUAUGUUGUAAGUUUUGCAAAUUAGUUUCCAAUACUUGAAAUAUUUGAAAGAAGAUUUUGUGUUGGAAAGUAUUAAUUUACACAGGUAGGCUUACAGGUUUUGAUGAAUAAUCAUGAAAUAGUGCUUGGAAGAACACAUCGUACUGGCCAAGAAAUACAAUGAAAAUAAAAAUUAUCUUUUUAUCACCUAUUUGUUUCACUUGUGGUAUUCGGCUUAUUUUGAAGUGUUGAUUUGAUUGUCUUCUGGCUCAUUUCUAAAAAAAAAUAUAAUCUGAGAAUUUAAAUUGAUUUAUAUCAAAAAAUCUGAAGAGGAAAUUAGUAGUCAUUGCAGUAUUUAAGUGUGUAAUUCAAGAUGACUGGAUAUUUUUUUUCAUUUUUUAAGAUUUUGCAUUUUUUGAAAAUUAUUGGAUCUGGUAUCUGUUGUGAGAACGUGAAUAGUAUUGACAAUCUCUUUGACAUUGACAUACACUUGCCAGAUGAAGUUUGUCAGUGCCAAGUGCUCAUCUUUAUGUAAUGUUCUAAUCUCCAUUUUGGAAAAACACUGGGGGCAUAUUUAUCAGAACACUGAUCCAUGUUGUGCAGUUCUUGGGAUUCCAUUAUCCAUAGAAUAACAAUGCGAUAGUCAAGUAUGUUUAAGCAGCGCAAUGGUGUGUUUAAAGGCUAUUCUGAGGCUACAUCUAGUAGCUUGCUGAGUAUUCUACCUCAUGGAAUUCUGUUAAACUUAGUAUUUAUUCUUUCAUUGUCUAGUGAUUCUUCAUUCUAGUGAGUCUCCAUUUUCAGAUACCAUCACAUUUUCCCCCAUAAGUACAGAUAUUUAUAACAAAAUGUGCUCAAAUUGAGAGAAUCUUAAUUCGAGGUUUGACCUUUUUUUCUUUUAUUUUAUAUUUGUGAAAAUGCCACAUCUCGUAAUUGAGUGUUUGGUAUAUGCUUACAGUCUGAAUGUAAAAUUAGAAAUACAUCUUAUUAACUAGUUAUAUAAAAAGUGCUUGUUUGUGAAUUGUAUGUUGGUUCAAGUGUAUAUAUGCUUUGGUUGUGAUGACACCUAAAACAAUUAUAACUCAAGAAAUACUGCUUAUCUAAAGCAUAGAACCAAGUUUUGGCUCUACAGCCUGUUCUGUUGUGUGUGAGGGGGGUGGGGGGAGUGCACAAAUUCUGAAAGUCAAUUUUUAGGUGUCCCUAGUACUUAAAUUUUUCAUCCAUGGAUAUAAGGCGGCAUAUUGAUUGAUAUAAAUGUAGGUAAUGGAUUUCAUUUGUAUGACAAAUAUUCUAUAUAUAAUUUAUAAGUUUAUUUAAACUAACAGGUGAUUAUUCAUGUAAAUAAUGUCUGACAUCUAGUAAAAAUUUUUUUAUAAGAAUGUUUUGUGAACCCACACCUUUCUAAAAUAU